Messenger RNA from Nycticebus coucang (slow loris), 2757 nucleotides. RefSeq names its product ski-like protein. Gene Ontology annotation, biological process: negative regulation of BMP signaling pathway. Gene Ontology annotation, cellular component: nucleus. NCBI's taxonomy places the organism in Eukaryota, Metazoa, Chordata, Mammalia, Primates, Lorisidae. The record is from RefSeq and is a predicted model, not a curated record. Gene Ontology annotation, molecular function: RNA polymerase II cis-regulatory region sequence-specific DNA binding; DNA-binding transcription factor activity, RNA polymerase II-specific; SMAD binding.
GGGUGCAGAUUAAUUAAAAGAAGAAUAAACUAUAAUCCUUGAAGAUAACUGGGCAGUUUUUUGUUAAGUUAUUGGUGUCGAUUGUAGACGUUCAAGAGGAGUCAGAGGCUGUGAGGAUUUACAGCAGUCUGCAGUUUUCCAGCACAGAUCAGUGUUUUUUAAGGGAGACAUUCCCCAAGCCCCUGAUUUUGGUGGACUUGGUGGCAGAAAUUAAAUUUGGUUGCAUCAUUCUGACUUGUGUUUGAGUCUGGAUUGUAUGACACAAGUAAUACAUAAACUUUCCACCUAUUUUGCUUAUAUCAACCAAAUCAUUGCAUUGCACCUGAACAUCUUGAAUUGAGGAAUUGGUAACUAUUUCAAUACUCAUAGCUGAAGCAAUUCAAGAAAACAAACGUUUCCUCAGAGGUGUGCUGCUUAAAAUUAUAUUUAUUAUCAAAGGCAAAAUAAGAAAUUUUAUAGCAUUUGUAGUGAAAUUAUACUAGAUUAUAAACAGAACCAAAACAAAGUUAUGAAUUCCGCUGAGGAAUUUAAGGAGCUCUUUCUCUGGAAAUUUAGAUUUUUCUGUGAAAGUUACAAGCAUUUUGUAUACGUAGCUUUUUUCUCUUUAAAUAAGCAACUAAAUAAAAAUGCAAAUCUCAGGCUUAAUUAUUUAACAGGAUAGCAUAGCAAUGGAAAACCUACAGACUAAUUUCUCCUUGGUUCAAGGCUCAAAUAAAAAACUGAAUGGGAUGGGAGAUGAUGGCAGCCCUCCAGCAAAGAAAAUGAUGACAGACAUUCGUGCAAAUGGAAGAGUGAUCACCAAGGUGCCGGUGGUUAAGGAGGAGCGCUUGGAUGACUGUGCACAGAGUCCCAGGGAGCCGCGUGCCUGUGCGUCUGUGCCCGAGCCUUUCAGUCUGAAUCCCAGUUUGAAGCAUACAUUGGCACAGUUCCACCUGAGCAGUCAGAGCUCCCUGGGUGGACCAGCGGCAUUCUCCGCCCACUGUUCCCAAGAAAGCAUGUCACCCACUGUGUUCCUGCCUCUGCCCUCCCCUCAGGUUCUCCCUGGCCCUCUGCUCAUCCCUCCCGACAGUUCCACAGAGCUCACCCAGACCGUGCUGGAAGGGGAGUCUAUUUCUUGUUUUCAAGUUGGAGGAGAAAAGAGACUCUGUUUGCCCCAAGUCUUAAACUCUGUUCUCCGAGAAUUUACACUCCAGCAAAUAAAUACAGUGUGUGAUGAGUUGUACAUAUACUGCUCCAGGUGUACUUCAGAUCAGCUCCACAUCUUGAAGGUCCUGGGAAUCCUCCCAUUCACCGCCCCAUCCUGUGGGCUGAUCACCUUAACUGAUGCACAGAGAUUAUGUAACGCUUUGUUGCGGCCGAGAACUUUUCCUCAAAAUGGUAGCAUACUUCCUGCUAAAAACUCUUUGGCCCAGUUAAAGGAAACUGGCAGUGCCUUUGAAGUGGAGCAUGAGUGUCUGGGCAAAUGUCAGGGUCUGUUUGCACCCCAGUUUUAUGUUCAGCCUGACGCUCCGUGUAUCCAGUGUCUGGAGUGCUGCGGGUUGUUCGCGCCUGAGACCUUCGUGAUGCAUUCCCACAGGUCACCUGACAAGAGAACUUGCCACUGGGGCUUUGAAUCGGCCAAAUGGCAUUGUUAUCUUCACGUGAACCAAAAAUACUUAGGGACACCUGAAGAAAAGAAACUAAAGAUAAUUUUGGAAGAAAUGAAGGAGAAAUUUAGCCUGAGAAAUGGGAAGAGAAAUCAAUCCAAGACGGACGCGCCACCAGGGAUGGAGGUGCAGUCAUGGUGCCCUGUGAUAAAGCAGGAAGGUGACCACGCUCCUCAGACACAUUCAUUUUUACACCCCAGUUACUACUUAUACAUGUGUGAUAAAGUGGUUGCCCCAAACGUGUCACUUACUUCUGCUGUGUCCCAGUCUAAAGAGAUCACCAAGGCAGAGGCAAGUAAGUCCACGUCCAGACAGGCAGACAAGCCUUACGGUAGCAGUAAGCAUCAGAAAACAGCAUCUUAUCCAGAUGUCUCACUUGAGGAGCAGGAGAAAAUGGAUUUAAAAUCAAGCAGAGAAUUUUGUAGCCAUUUAGACUCAUCAAACUCAAAUAAUUCUACAAGUAAAAAAAAGUCUGAGUCGGCGGCGCCUUCGACUGCUUGCAACUUUGUCAGAGACCUGAGUGCUACAGCUUCCUCCCCACUGCUUGUCAGAGACGUCACUUGUGAGGAUGAUAAGGGAAAAAUCAUGGAAGAAGUAAUGAGAACUUACGUAAAACAACAAGAAAAACUGCACUCAAUUUUGCAAAAAAAGCAACAACUUCAGAUGCAAGUGGAGAUGUUGGGCAGCUCACGGGCUAUGAAGGAGCUGACUGAAGAGCAGCAGAAUUUGCAGAGAGAGCUCGAAUCUUUGCAGAAUGAACAUGCUCAAAGAAUGGAAGAAUUUUAUGUUGAACAGAAAGAUUUAGAGAAAAAAUCGAAACAAGUAAUGAAGCAAAAAUGCUCCUGUGACUCGAAUUUGGAAAAAGAUAAGGAGGCGGAGUACGCAGCCCAGUUGGCGGAGCUGAGGCAGAGACUGGACCACGCUGAGGCCGACAGGCAGGAACUCCAGGACGAGCUCAGACAGGAGCGGGAGGCAAGACAGAAGUUAGAGAUGAUGAUAAAGGAGCUCAAGCUGCAAAUCCUGAAAUCAUCAAAGACUGCUAAAGAGUAGAGAUUCAUCUGUGUGUCACUGACAGGGGUCUUUGGUUUGUUGCUUGCUUUGGUAGUUGAUU